Molecule: messenger RNA, 787 nt
Organism: Cuscuta europaea
Lineage: Eukaryota; Viridiplantae; Streptophyta; Magnoliopsida; Solanales; Convolvulaceae
Source: the annotation of a GenBank genome assembly
AAAUAGUAGGGGACCAAAAUCCGCCUGCAAUUUACAAAGCAUUAUUACGAACCCUCGGAAUAUAUAACCCUACUGGAAAGCUAGGUUUCUGCAUCCAGGAAGCAAUGGGGAAGGGAACAGGGAGUUUCGGGAAGAGGAGGAACAAGACUCACACUCUCUGCGUGAGGUGUGGCCGCCGGAGCUUCCAUCUGCAGAAGAGCCGAUGCUCCGCCUGUGCUUACCCUGCUGCCCGCACGAGAAAGUGGGAAGGGAACAGGGAGUUUCGGGAAGAGGAGGAACAAGACUCACACUCUCUGCGUGAGGUGUGGCCGCCGGAGCUUCCAUCUGCAGAAGAGCCGAUGCUCCGCCUGUGCUUACCCUGCUGCCCGCACGAGAAAGUACAAUUGGAGUGCGAAGGCGAUCCGUAGAAAGACCACCGGAACUGGCCGCAUGAGGUAUCUCCGUAAUGUUCCCCGCCGUUUCAAGAGCAACUUCAGAGAAGGUACUCAAGCAGCUCCAAGGAACAAGGGUGCAGCAUUGUCCUCUUGAGAGAUCAAAAGUCUUUUGAGUUGGAAUUUUGUGAGGGUAGGUUAUAUUGUAUAAUUUCGUUUUGUUAUUUUGAAGUAUUAGAACAAUUUAAAUUUUGGUGAAUCUAAUUAUUCCCAAGCUACUUCAAAGACUUGAUUUCUGAGUUGAUUGCUGAUUAAUGAAUGAAAACCCCUAUUUAGCAUUUCAAUUGCUUCAAUCUCUUGUGUUCAUAAUGUGUGUUUUGGACCAAUGAUGUAUAGAUUUUUAUGUCGGAAGCCCC